AUGCAUUCUUUGGCUCAAACUCUUCAGAAUGCAGGCAUUAAUAUAGCUCCAGGGCUAUUCAUUGGGAUUGUUGUGGCUGGAGCCAUUCUCCUCUUCGUUGUCGUUAUCGGAGUCACUCUCUAUGUGUGUAGCCGCAAGAAUCGUAGGAUCCAGCAAGGUGCUUUCGACAAGCCCUCCAUACCUGUGCUAUCCCUCGCCCAAUCCCAACCGCCUCUUCCUCAUACGAAACCUUUGCCUUACCAUACCGAUCCUGAAGCUCAGCGGCACGACCUUGUCGGUCGGGAGGUCAUGCAACAAGAGUCGACCUACCAACAACUGAUCCGUGACCUCCAACGACCUCCGUCUCGAACAAACACUCCCGCACUUCCAAAUCAAACUCCUCGAGAUUUUUCUACUCUCAGUCAUCCUCCCAUGAAACAACAUAGACCAAUGCCUCUGUCGCCGCCACCAUUGGUCUACCUGGCUGUCCCACCACCAGUUGCGACUGUACCGAGGUCGGCUGAAUUGAAGAGAGGACAAUCUGUUCGGUCUUUGGAUACGGUCUCUGUCUAUUCGUCUGCUUCUGCUCCUCGAGAUGCUGACGAAAUUGGCCACCAAUCUUUUGCCCCUACCUUACCUCCCGUGCCACAGUCACCUAGUACGCCCAUCACACCAAAAUGGCCCUCCUCGCCUUCACCAUAUGUCUGGCCAAAGCGACAACGCGCUUCCCAAAUUCGCGAUGAGCUGGCCCCAGAGACAUAUGCAAAAGUUCGAUGGAGAACGGACAGCGAAUUGGCUGAUGCCCUGAGGGAUAGUCAUACGCUCCCGUCAAGAGAUAACGGUCUGCGAACCGACGUUGCUCCGGCUAAUGUCGGGCCGGAAAGUAACUCCGUGACCUUGCCGCCCCACUCACCACCUCCAAAUCCGCGACCUCAGCCAUUCUAA
This is a messenger RNA of Mycena indigotica, 924 nucleotides long. RefSeq lists its product as uncharacterized. The transcript is spliced from 2 exons. NCBI's taxonomy places the organism in Eukaryota, Fungi, Basidiomycota, Agaricomycetes, Agaricales, Mycenaceae. The coding region runs from base 1 to 924 and encodes 307 amino acids. The record is from RefSeq and is a predicted model, not a curated record.